AUGGAGUCGCUUAGUCGGUCAUACCGCAAACACAAUUUAGCGUGCAUCGUCCUAUUGGUGUCGCUGCUGCACGCGAACGCUAUGCCAUCGGAUAAGAUUAGAUUUCAAGUGGACAGUGAAGAUGGUCGGCUAACCGUUCCCGAGUUGAUAAACAAAUACGGGUACGCAGUCGAAGAGCAUCCAGUCAAAACCGAGGAUGGAUACCGACUGAUGCUGCACCGCAUAAAAAGUGAUCGUCCGAAUGCCACCGUCGUUCUGCUGAUGCAUGGUCUGCUGUGCAGCUCUGCGGACUGGCUAAUGAUCGGUCCGGGAAAUGCGCUUGGAUACCUUCUGGCGGAUCGCGGAUACGAUGUUUGGAUGGGAAACGCUCGCGGUAACCGCUACUCACGUAAUCACGACAGUCUCACUCCGGUGUUACCAACAUUUUGGGAUUUUUCGUGGCACGAGAUCGGAUACCAUGACCUUCCGGCCAUGAUCGAUUACAUUCUCGAACAAACACAGCAACCCCGAUUACACUACGUUGGCCACUCUCAGGGAACGACAGCGUUCUUCGUGAUGGCGUCCAGCAGACCGGAGUAUAACGAAAAAGUGAUACAGAUACAGGCGAUGGCGCCGGUCGCCUUCAUGGAGCACAUGAACAGUCCGUUGCUACUGCUGAUGACCAAGUUUCUCAGUACUCUGGAUAUCCUGAGGAAUCUUUUUGGAAUCGGCGAGUUUCUGCCCAACACUCCGAUCCUGCACGAGAUUGCCAAACGCACCUGCCCAACCUCUGCAUCGCCAAACAACCUGUGCAUUAAUCUGCUCUUCCUACUUAGCGGCUGCGAUCCUACGCAGCUUGAUCCGGCUAUGGUUCCGAUUCUGCUCGGUCACACGCCAGCUGGUGCAGCUACGAUGCAGUUGGUUCACUACGCCCAAGAGGUUCGCUCGAAGCGCUUCCGGAUGUAUGAUUUUGGAAAAGUAAAAAAUUACCUCACCUACGGCAAACUAUCGCCGCCGGACUACAACCUGACGAGAGUUACCGUGCCCGUUGUGUUGUACUAUGGGUUGAACGAUUAUCUGGCGGCUCCGAAGGACGUCCACACACUUGCCGCACGGUUGCCUAAUUUACGGCAAAAUGUCCAGGUAAACCACAAGCUGUUCAACCAUUUGGACUUUCUUAUGGCAAACGAUGUUCGCAAAUUGGUGUAUGACGAAGUUAUCGAGCGGAUUGUCGAAGCUGACAAAGUGAAGUGA
Messenger RNA from Anopheles cruzii, 1233 nucleotides. Its product is annotated as lipase 1-like. Gene Ontology annotation, molecular function: hydrolase activity, acting on ester bonds. The record is from RefSeq and is a predicted model, not a curated record. The transcript has a single exon. Bases 1 to 1233 code for a protein of 410 amino acids. Gene Ontology annotation, biological process: lipid metabolic process. Lineage: Eukaryota; Metazoa; Arthropoda; Insecta; Diptera; Culicidae.